Cavia porcellus (domestic guinea pig) is the source of this 2064-nucleotide messenger RNA. RefSeq names its product skin secretory protein xP2-like. The record is from RefSeq and is a predicted model, not a curated record. The coding region runs from base 1 to 852 and encodes 283 amino acids. The transcript has 4 exons. NCBI's taxonomy places the organism in Eukaryota, Metazoa, Chordata, Mammalia, Rodentia, Caviidae.
AUGCCACAGAGAGCCGCAACCGCGAUAGCCGGUCCCCAAGUCAACAGGUCCCCUAGGGGCGACGCGUGGCGGGAGCGCGGCAGCUGGCGUUCCUCCCGCCACCAAGGAAAGACCUUGAACGCGCCGGAUGCCCUGGAAAGUGGGCGCCGAAGCGAGCGCCCCCGGAGUAGUAGACCCCGCGACGCGCUCGGCGGGCCCGGGAAAGUUGCCGCGCAGCCCCGCCUCCCGCCUUGGGCUCGGUCUCCCCGGGGGUCCGGCCACCUGCUGCCAGCGAGGAAGCGCGGCCGCCCACUCGGGCCACCCGGGACCCCGGCGCGGACGGAAGGGGCGGGCGGAGUGACCGACCUUGGGCGCCGCGCUCGGCCGCCCUGGGGGGCAACUGAGGCUCCGCUCGCGAGCCCCUCAACCGGCCGCGAUUCCACCUCAGACGCCGCGGGGACCCGCCCGGCUCUGGCUCCGGCCACGACCCCAACCCCGGUCCCGGCCCCGGCCCCGGCCCCGGUCCCAGCCCCGACCCGCUUACCUGGCGUGGGCAGGGCAGGACAGGGCAGCGCGGAGCGGACAGCGUUGGACACGGGCCGGGAACCAAGCGCAGGUGGAGACAGCAGCGUCUCCACUGGCGGUCGCUACAGUUGCCGCUCAGACGAGCUCCUCCUCCGCCGCCGCCCCCGCCUGCCCACGGGGUCUCCCGCGUUGCCAGGAGAGGCCGCUCCGAGGCUGGGCUGCGGAGUCUCCAGAAUUGGAACAAAAAUCAAAACAACAACAAUAACAACAACAACAACAGCAAAAACAGACUCACAUAGAAGACUGGACGAGAAACAGACUUCUGGAAACAGACUUGCCAGCAUUUGAUCCGGAAAUAAAAGGCUACAAAGAGCCAGGAACAUGCGGACUGCAGGUGCAUUAUAUUUGUCAAACUUGUAAGAACUCAACCAGAUGGCAUCCGGCAAAAAAGAAACAAAAUGAACACAACAGACUGUCACGUAACCUGAGAACGGGUGUGACAGGUGAAACCUGAAGGUGCUUUCCUGUUGCUGCUGUCACUUCCUGAUGCCUGCGCUUCCCUCCCACCCCUCCCCUAGCAUUUUCCCUCCCUCCUUCCCUCUCCAUUUUAAGCUGCAUUAACAAUUAGAAAAUGCCUAAUUAAAAGAAAAAAAAAACAUUUUACUCACAGUCAAAUCAUAUUUGCAAACAUUCAUUUUAUGUGUAACAGGGCAGAAGGACAUGGACAAAUCAAAGAGCAUUUUCUACACUUCUUGGCUAUUGAAUUCAUCUUCUUCAUACUCACCUGCUGUUUUUCUUUUUUCUCUCUCUUAUUUUUAAAUAGUUAUUAAAAUCUUUCCAAGUGUUCCAAAGCAUAGGUUAGGGAAAACAUGUUUGAACUUCCAAGGUACAGAAACAAGGUUGAAAGACUCGAUGCCAAAUGUUAGAAUGAAUGGACAGAUAAUUGAGGUUGAUUUGAAGAAAAGCCUUAUAAAAACAGGGCAGGAGUACCAUUAUUAGUGAGUGGGAAAACCCUCUAUGGACUGCUCCAGAGAACAGCCCUGGGCAGUUUCAAAGUAGAUUUCAGCUCAAUAUAAACAAAGAGAAAAGUAUAGGAAGAGCUCCUUCACAAUGAGGGCUGAGGUUAGCUACUAAGUAUAUUCCAGAUGCUAACCAUCUGCUGCAGGGACACAGUAGGUUAGCAUUCUUCAAACUGUUUACACAACAUCUAAACUAGAUACUGUUUUUAGAUGGUUAGCAGAAAAACAGUAUGACAUGGUCAAAUUGUAGGAAAUGUCCUUCUGUGAGAUUUAUCACAAGGAACCGUGGGUUAAAGGCUUGGAGCCUUUCUACAGUAAAGAUAUCUGGGUUGCUUGACUUAAUACAACACUUCCCUAGCUUAGCUGACAACAGGACACCUCCUCCUUGAAACUACAGAAUGAGGAAGAGAUGAUGGAAAAAUUAGACUAGAUGUUUGCUAAGGUGACCAAGGUCGCGCUUGAAGCCCAGGAAAUUAUAUUUAAAUAUUUGAAGAUAAAAUGUAUUAUGAAUAUAAAAUAUAUCCUCUUCUCAGAAAGACAA